GAUUUGUAGCGCGUUAAUUCUAGCUUUUAAAUCGUAGUGUUCUGUCGAUGGCGCAUUUUUACCACGUGACUACCCAACGUCCUACUGCCGUGGUAAAAACGUGUACAGGCCAUUUUACCAGCCCAAAUGAUCUGAACUUACUGAUAUGCAAAAACACAUAUGUUGAGGUUUUUGAAGUUACAUGUGAAGGCUUGAAAUUGAUUCGAGAUGUGCCUAUUAAUGCCAAAAUCGUUGCCGCUAGUCUGUUCAGACGAAAAGAUCGUGAAACGGAUUCGUUAUUUUUACUCACUCACAAAGCUGGUGUCGCUAUCAUUGAAUGUGUGCGAAGCAAUGAUUCAGUUGAGUUUGUCACUGUCGCUUCUGGAAGUGUAGAGGAUAGAAGUGCACGAAUAAUCGACCAGGGUUUCGACGUUCUAAUCGACCCUGGUGCCAACUAUAUUGUUGUACGGCUGUACCAUGGGCUUUUAAAAAUCAUAUUACUCCAAUGUAUUGGCGAAAAAAUAGGCACUGAUUUUCUAGAUACAAACCAGUGGACUGUAAAUACAUACAGCGUGAGAAUCGAAGAAGGUAACAUUGUUGAUAUGGCCUUCAUAUAUGGCUAUAGUUUACCAACAUUUGCUAUGAUUUAUGAGGAUGAGCUUGUGUUGCAUAUGAAAACAUAUGAAAUAUAUGGACGGGAGCCCGUACUUCGCAAUGUUCAACUGACCCUAGAUUCCAUAGAACCUGAUUCUAAACUUCUUAUUCCAGUUCCGAAACCCUAUGGAGGCGUUAUUUUAGUCGGCGACAAUAUUAUAUGUUAUCAUACCAAAGAUGGACCCCAUAUAUCUCAGUACAUUCCACAAGCAAAGGCUAGCCAAGUACUGUGUUACGCUGCUGUUGAUGCACAACGUUAUCUACUGGGUGAUAUGGCUGGGCGCUUAUACAUGGUACAUUUACUCUCCGAAGAUAUUUCUGCGGCCGCUAGCAAUGGUACAAGUACCUCUGAUAGUCUUUCAGCAGUUCGAAUUGGUUCUAUCCGAAUUGAACUUCUUGGGGAAACUGCGACACCUGAAUCUAUAGCCUACCUAGACAAUGGAGUUGUAUUUAUUGGCUCAACACUUGGGGACUCACAGUUGAUUCGUUUAAAUCCUGACCCAGAUCCUGAGCGUAAUAGUUAUAUAACUAUUUUAGAAACAUAUACAAAUAUUGGACCGAUAGUUGACAUGGUCUUAUUAGAAACAAAAGGUCAGAAUCAAUUGAUCACUUGUUCAGGAGCUUAUAAAGAAGGAAGUUUACGUGUUAUACGCAAUGGAAUUGGGAUUCAUGAACAUGCUACUAUUGAUCAAGAUCUAAUUAAAGGUGCUUGGUGCUUCCCGAUUGAAUCUGAUCGUUUCGAUGAUACAAUUGUAGUAUCUAUGGUUGGUCAGACCCAACUUCUUCACCUUGCGGAUGAUGAUAUUACAGCUCUACACUUGGAAGGCUUUAAGACUGAUGAACAAACUGUUUAUUGUGCUACACUAUCACCCUCUAGUGAUUCACCUAAGCCAGAAUGUAUGAUGAUUGACGAGAAUAAUAAUACAUUAGAUCCUUUACUGUUACAAGCAACAACAAGUGGCUUACGCCUAAUUGGUAUUCAAUCACUUUGUGGCAAAGGUUGUUUAACAGAAUGGAAACCACCAACUGGACGUGGAAUCUCUUGUCUUAGCUCAUUUCGUCAUACUAUCGUUGUAGCAAGUGGGACAGAAUUAUAUGUGUUAAAAGUAGUUGGAGAAUCGAAUAAUCCAAAAUUUGAACAAGUUUCACAUAGACAAAUGUCCCAUGAAGUGGCUUGUAUUGAUCUAACUCCCUUUAAUCAUGAUCGUGCAAUUGCAGCUAUUAAUGCAGUGUCAUCAAAUUAUAUAGAUCCAACUUCAUCUUCUACUCUUGAUAAAUCUGUACCAUCUUUAGUUGCAGUCGGUUUAUGGUUAGGACAUGGUCUCGCUUUACUUAAACUUCCUAAUUUAGAACUUGUUCAUGAAGAACCUUUACCGGAGACAACAGCAUCAACUGGUACAGCUCUAUUACCUCGUUCUGUAUUGAUUGCUCAGUUAGAGGAUAUGGCUUAUUUAUUUGCUGCAAUGGGUGAUGGUACUCUUUACUUUUAUACAAUUGAUCCUUCAGAAGAUCGUGUUUGUUUACGUGAUCCCAAGCGUGUCAGUGCAGGCACUGGACCUUCAAUGUUUCUAAGACAAUGGCGUUCACAACGUAAAGUGAAUGUAUUUGUUUGCUCAAAUCAUCCUUGUGUAAUAUAUUCAAUUAAAAAUAAAUUAAUAUUUGCCAAUUUAAACUUGAAAGAAGUGAAUUUUAUGACUCCAUUAAAUGGAUUAUUUUAUAGUGACUGCAUUGCACUGGUUACUCCGACGGCACUCAUCAUUGGAUCAGUGGAUGAAAUUCAAAAACUUCACGUAAGAACUCUGCCUUUAGAGGAAACACCGAAACGUCUUGCAUUACAGUCAGAGACCAGCAGCUUAGGUGUUAUUACAUAUCGUCAAGAAAUGUUUCAAGAAGGUAUGGGAUUCAAACCUGUUCGUUCAUCGAUAUCUUUAUCACAGAAAAUUCCCAAGUCAGCUAGCCGACUUCCAAAGACUGCACCAUCUUCUGUCUCUGCUACUGAACGAAAGUUUCGCGAAAUUGAAGUUUCAUCUCUGCUCAUAUUCAAUCAAUCUAAUUUGGAAAUUCAAUUUGCACAUAAUUUUUACUUCAGUCAAACAUUAGUUGAAGUAGCUGUCAGUAUAGCUUCUGUUCAAUCUGAUAUUCAUAAUGGACCAUUGUUUGCUGUUGGCACUGCUUUCUUAGUAGAAGAUGAAGUGGAACCAUCUAAGGGACGAAUCCAUUUAUUCCGUUGGGAUCCUGAAUCUUCUAGAUUGGACACAGUUCUAGUGCAUGAUGUGAAUGGUUCUGUUUAUCGAAUAGUGGAUUUUAAUGGUCGUCUACUAGCUGCUAUCAAUAGUUCAGUACGACUUUUUGAUAUUAAAGAAGAUUCUUUACGAUUAGCAUGUAGUUUCAAUGAGAAUAUCAUUGUACUUUUUCUUCGUCGCAAAGGUGAUUUCGUUCUUGUUGGUGACUUGAUGCGUUCACUAACAUUGUUACUAUUCAAAUCAAAUGUUAAUAAUUUUGAAGCUAUUGGACGACAUCGUCAUCCUCGUUGGACAACAUGUAUUGAAAUCCUUGAUGAUGAACAUUUUCUUGCUGCAGAAGUGGAAAAUAAUCUUUUUGUCGUUUCAAGGGAUCUACCAGAAAAUACUAAAGAACCAAGUUUUCGUGCUUUAUUAUCAUCAUCGAGUGACUCAUGUGUUUUACCAUCAUUAUCCAGUCAACUACAAUCCAAUAAUGCUUCAUCAUCAAAGACCACCGGUUCAUCAACUCAACCUGACAAUACCACUAAUGAUAAUAUUGUUGCUUCUGGCACUAGUUCUACUACAACUUCAAUGAGUUCAAUACCAUCAUCAGUAGCAGAGGGUCGAAGUAGUAGUACACAAUCAACUCGUCAUUUUCUUGAUUCUCGUCUAACUGGCAGUAAACCAAAUUCCAGUGGUGUAUCAGGUGAAAUGCAACGUCUAGUUGAUUGUGCUUAUUUUCAUACAGGAGAUUUUGUCAAUGUAUUUGUACGUGGUAAUCUUGUGCUUCAGAAUGCUGAAGAACGCUGGGCUGCUGUUGGUUAUCCUGGUCACCUUUACGGUACUGUUAACGGGGGUUUAGGUCUUCUUGUUCAAGUUUCUCCAGUUUUAUUUGCGUUUUUGAAAGAAAUCGAGUUUCGUUUGUCAAAUCUGGUUGUACCUGUCGGUGGAUUUUCACAUGAUACAUGGAGAGCUUUUAAAGCUGAUCGUGAAAUUAAGAUGUCGCAUAAUUUCGUAGAUGGUGAUCUCAUUGAGACAGUUACAGAUUUAAACAUGGACGACAAGGCUAAAUUAGUCAAAGGUUUACGAAUACCGGUAUGUAACAUUCUUUUGGUUUGAUCAUUACAAUUUAUAUAAUUAUCGACACUAAUAUUUCAGUUAUAUACUUACGUCUUUUACCCCUCGUGGAGGAACAUAGACCGCCCACCAAAAUUCUCCAUCCAACUUUGUUCUUAACAAUCCUUUCCAGUUGCUAUUCAUCCCUUUGGUGUUUGCUUCCGAUUUCCGAAGUAGUGUGUUCUUUGACCUUCCUCUUUUCCGUUCCCCUUCAAGAUUCCAAGUUAGCGCUUACCUCAUGAUGCAGUUUGAUUCCCUAAAUGUGUGUCCUACCCACUUCCAACGUCUAUCCCUAAUUUCCUCUUCAACUGGAAGCUGGUAUGUUCUCUCCAACAGGAAACUGUUGCUGAUAGUAUCGGGCCAAUGGAUGUUGAGUAUGUUGUGUAGACGAUUGUUUAUAAAUACUUGUACCGUUUUGAUUAUGGUUGUAGUAGUUCUGGAAGUUUCUGCUCCGUACAGUAGAACUGUCGUGUCUUGUUUCGGAUAUUGGUUGACACUUGUUUUGAGUUUCAUAUACUCUUCAAGUGUAGUAAUGCAGCCCUUUGCCAAUCCUCGCCUUCUCCAUCGGAUCCUCCUUGAUCGUCGGUGAUGCAGCCCAGUUACGUGGAAGUUUCCGUCUCUACCAGAGCUUCUUCAUCAAGUGUGAAUUAGUCGGUGCUCUCAGUGUUGUAUUUGAGGAUCUUGCCUUUUUCUGUAUAUGUUGAGGCCUACUGCUGCUAUACUGUCCUUCUUCACUUGUAUUUGUUGGUAGGUAUGUGUUAUUUGCGAAGUUCAAAUCGUCUAGUUGCAUGCAGGCUGUCCAUUGUAUUCCGUGCUUCCCGUCAGAUGUGGAGGUCUUCAUAAUCCAGAAGAAAGAGAAAGGGGGGAGUAAAUAGCUUUGUCUGACUUCGGUCCUCACUUGCGUCUGUCAGCUGUCUCCCAUACACGACUUCGCACUAUAGUCCGUCGUAUUAUUUAGGUAGAUCUUUAUAUAAUUAGGGAAUUGCGUUGUUACGUUUCGCUGAAGUGUUUCCAUGUUGUCAACACUAAGACAUUUUUUGAAACCUGGUUUCAUUUAUAUUAGCGCUAUUCCUAUUUGUUACUUUUUGUGCGAAAUUGAAUUUUUUCACUUUUUGGGGUUCUACUACCACCGUUCUCGACUCUCAGUACAGACUGAUGUAGGUCAGAACAAAGGUAGUAGGGUCAAACUAAGUAAGAUACCAGUCGAAGAGAAGUCGGAUCAAAAACCUAUGCAUCAAUUCAAGCCCGAACUCGGCGCGCAGAAACGAUAGUUCCAACCUCUCAUAUUUCCUUGGUCCUAACUCUCUUCUGCAAAAGGAAAACCAGUUCAGUCUUUAGCAUCAAGGUCUAGAUGAAUGUGCUCAGAACACAUCAUUGAUAAGGAACUAUCCAGCCUCCCACAUAUACUCAUCAAUAAUAAGUGUCCAUCCAGAAUCGUUGAGCGAAACAUGAAGCAUACACCACAAUCUGCAAGACAUCAUACAAUUCCUAAUAAAUCAUUAGCUGUUUUGAGUCGUGCUGGUAGGAGCAGACUGCCAGUUGGUUUCAGUCAGGAAUAUAUGUGGGUAAAUGACCAUGACUGGGAGAUUUACACACCUCUGCACCUUACCUACUGUCUGGUCUUUAGUAUGUGAAUCUGCCCGACAUAUAAACCUCAAUCCGUUAGAAGGCAUUGUGGGCCGAAUAUACUUUUUGACUCAACUUGUACUCCGACAUAGAAAUAGAGAACUCAAGCGUUUAUGUAGGGAUUAUAUGAAAAUCUCCCAGUACAAACAACAAGCCUAUUCGUUAAGUCAUUUUUUCCUAGCGUAUUUGGAGGGGUCACUGUAAGUGUUCUUAGGAAUGAAAUAAGAAUCCUUUAUAAUGGGAUGCACUUGUGCGUGGAAGGAAUUCGGUUUACUGCAUAUUUACCUUUGAAGCUAACAAGCACAAUCUGAAGUUUUACUGACUACUGUUGUUUGCAUUCUUUUAAGCGUACGCACUCAAAAUUUCGUAUUUUUCAGGUGAACAUGAAUGAAUUCGGAACUGCUGGUUCAACAUGUACUUCUGAUCCUGAAACACGAGAGUGUACUGUGGAAGAUUUAGUCAAAGUUGUUGAAGAAAUGUCACGUCUUCAUUAGUAGCAGAUAAAUCAUACUAAAUGUUUAUAUCGAUUUAUUUAUAUUGAUGCAGUUAUUGCUAUUCAUUAUCUUUACUUUUGCCUUUGAUGAUGAAAGCCGCUAGAUUUUUUUAAAGCCAUAUUUUGCCACCUAAUUAUUCCAAACAUUUUAAUUCUGUACAUGUUUCCUCUUUAAUAAUACACUUUUUCAUUUAAUGUAACGCCCAUAUAAAUAUAUUAGAAGUUCGUCGAAAAUUUGUCCCAUCCUUCACUACAUUGUUGGUGUUAGGGUACUGCUCUGCUGCUUAUAUUUCUUUAAAAAUAUAUUGUUUACACCAAUUCUUUUUUGUCCUGUGAAGUAUUGCUCUACUUAAACAUUCAGAAACUAGGUUUUUCAUGAUG
Schistosoma bovis is the source of this 6471-nucleotide messenger RNA. NCBI's taxonomy places the organism in Eukaryota, Metazoa, Platyhelminthes, Trematoda, Strigeidida, Schistosomatidae. The record is from the annotation of a GenBank genome assembly.